Zea mays is the source of this 881-nucleotide messenger RNA. RefSeq lists its product as uncharacterized. NCBI's taxonomy places the organism in Eukaryota, Viridiplantae, Streptophyta, Magnoliopsida, Poales, Poaceae. Bases 243 to 710 code for a protein of 155 amino acids. The transcript is spliced from 2 exons. The record is from RefSeq and is a predicted model, not a curated record.
UGUGGUCAAAUCCUUAUCACCAGCUAUGGCCGUCAAAACCCACCUGCCCUCUCCAUCUCGGCACCUGGGCAUCAGCCCCUACGCCAGAAGCUAGGACACUGUCCCCUUGAUGUUUCCCAUGGCCGCCUCCAGCUCCUCCCAUGGCGCCUCUCCUGUAUCUCGGCACCUGGGCAUCAGCCCCUACGCCAGAAGCUAGGACACUGUCCCCUUGAUGUUUCCCAUGGCCGCCUCCAGCUCCUCCCAUGGCGCCUCCUGUAUUUCUCUGGCCGUCAGCUGUGGCGCUCGUCGUGGGCGCUGCCUGCCGUGCCCCUGUCCAGUUCUCCACGUCGUCGCUGAGCUCGCCCCUGCCCAAGUACGGUCGCCUCUGUUCCCUCCUCUCUGUCCGUCUGGUGGCAAGUCAUCGUCGACCCUGCCAUGGUGCUGGCUGCCGCAGCACCUGCGUCCUUGCUUCACCGGUCCGCCUAGGUCCGACCAUGGAGCUCGCCCAACUCCUUAGCCACCUCUACUCGUCUCUCUCUAUCUCAGUUCGAGCAGCAGCACGCUGGGGCAGACAUAUGUCCGCGACGCUCGCCAAGUGCUCGAUGAAAUACCGCAGCGAGCUCCACCUCGAUCUGUGCAGCCCCAACCCGCGACGUCACAAUACCCUUGGUACGUUAAUUAAUCACGUAAGGCGGAGGACCAGAGCUGAGUCGACCACAAGAUGCUGUUAAGCAUGGGCUACUCCGCAUGAUGAUGCUGAUGGACAACCCUAGAGAUGGAAAAUCUAAACAAGUGCCAAAACAAAAGGAUGGUCGUCAAGUGAUCGUCGGCUAACAAACACUAACGUAGUGUUUAUUCUAGGCAAGCCCCGGUGCAUGGAUCCUGCUGACGUUUGCUUGCUU